Lecanosticta acicola is the source of this 769-nucleotide messenger RNA. Lineage: Eukaryota; Fungi; Ascomycota; Dothideomycetes; Mycosphaerellales; Mycosphaerellaceae. The record is from the annotation of a GenBank genome assembly.
AUGUUCUACACAAUGUACUUGUCCAGUAAGUCGACCACAUCCUCAUGCCCUAGCAAUGACUGCUUUCGUCCACCAAUGCAUACAACGUGUACUUUGCCAGAACGUGUGCUUCGCCAGAACGUGUACUUUGGCGUGGCUUCCACGUGGCAUUGACGAUCGAGCACGACCUGUUCGAACAAACGUGACGCAUCAUAAAUCAACUUCAUCCCAGUCCAUCUCUGCACUCGACUGACGACAUGUUUGCACCACAGGCGUCUGCCAACGUCGCCAAUGGCCCGAGCCACACUACGAACCUGUCCGUACCCGUACGGGCUACUACUGCAAGGUCCGCGUCAACAACCGCGAGUACAGCACCGAAGUGCCCUACGCCUCGGAAGCCCUCGCGCGCGACGGCGCCGCCCAGAAAGCCUACAUGAUCUGCCGCAAUUUCUCCGUCAACGACGGCAUGUUCCCCGGUCAGAGACCGGGAGGGCGCAACGUCCAGGGACUCCCAGUCGCCAUUGGCACGGGGCGGAAAAGGAAUUCGGCCUUCUCCGAGGGCAGCUCCACGAGUUCCGGGGGCAGUAGUCCGAGGAGUAUACCGGACAGUAGUGGCUUCGAUGACGUUGCGGCGGUGAGGACACAGCCGAAGCCCACGCCACAGCAGAAACGCGGUGGUGGUGGGGGCGGGGGCGGGGGCGGGGAUGGGUACAUGUGCUACUGCCGACGAGGAGCCGUAAGAGCAUACGGACGCUGCGGGUGGUGUCUCCGCGAGAGCGGGUGGACUUGA